UAAAUUCUAAAAAAAGCAUUCAGUUAUUGGUAAUACCUUAACGCUAUGAAGACUUUAACGAUAUUUUUAGUUUUUGUAGCUUUUGUGGCUUCAGAAGACCAGAACGAAUAUAAAACGUUGGAUAUUGAAACUAAUUCUACUCAGACACAACAUCCUAGACAAUCUUUAUUUCCUGAUGGCCGAAUUGUUGGUGGACAAAGUGCUAAAAGUGGUCAGUUUCCGUAUCAGGCCGGUCUUGUAAUACGACUCAACGAAGGAUCAACAUUUUGUGGUGGAACUUUAAUUUCAAAACAAUCAGUUUUAACUGCUGCUCAUUGUUGUGAAAGAGCCAAAGAAAUGACAGUAAUUUUAGGAUCAGUACAAAUAUUCAACAAAACGGAACCCAGUAGAAAAGAAAUGGUUGUUUCAGGGAAUAAUAUUAAAAUCCAUGAGAAAUGGUCGAGUCAGCAAAAUACAAAUGAUAUUUGUAUUUUAAAACUUCCUGAACAAGUACCACUUUCUGAAAAUAUCGCAAUUGCUAACCUUCCUAGAGACGACUCAAAAGACUUUAAUAAUGAAAGUGUUAUUGGUUCAGGAUGGGGACGUGAUAGUGAUAAUUCCCAUACAGUUAGUCCGGUGCUUAGAUAUGGUAAAAUGAAAAUUUUAAGUAACUUUGUUUGUAGACUAUAUUUCAUGGGUUCGGUAUAUGAUACGAAUAUUUGUACAAACGGAAGAGGUGGUGUUUCAACUUGUAAUGGUGAUUCUGGUGGGCCAAUAGUUUUGGAAAAAAAUUUCCAACGGAAUCCGAUUAUAGUGGGCAUAACAUCGUUUGGGUCUGCUAGGGGAUGUGAACGUGGUUGGCCUGCAGUUUAUACACGAGUUAGUAAAUAUCUCAGUUGGAUUAACAAAAUCUUGCUACUGCUACCGCUACGACAUAGCAAAAUGACGGUAAUCUCAAUCUAUGAUGUCACACUCUGGUGCCUUGUAAUCAGAGCCAUAGAGUGUGUCGACUGGACAAAAGUGAAGCCAAUGCAAAUGGUGGCCAUGUACUCCACGGAGGGUCAACCUAUGGUAUUUAAUCUUGAAAGUGAACGUUUACAAAUGGAUUUGCUACCAUCAGGAGCAAGUAUAGAUGGUAGUAGUUCGGAUGCCAUCAUGGAAAGGAUAUUCGGAGGAACUAUGGCAAAGCCGAAUGCCUUUCCCUAUCAGGCUGGGAUGAUGUUGCAACGAGCCCAGGGACUUUAUUGGUGUGGUGGUUCGUUGAUUUCCGAUGAAUAUAUUCUGACUGCGGCACAUUGUGUGGAUGCAGUGCGGAGGGCUUUGAUAUUUCUCGGUGCACACGAGAUUCGCAAUCGAGACGAGGAUGGCCAGAAACGUAUCGAAGUUACGAAGAGAAAUUUUCUAAUUCACCCUGAGUGGAAUGCCCGGCGAUUAAGGAACGAUAUAGCGCUGGUCAAGCUCCCUGAGCCUAUUACAUUCACAGAGCGAAUCCAACCGAUAGCCUUGCCCCGACGAAGUUACGAAUACAAGGAUUUCAGCGAGAAAUUAGCAAUUGCCUCGGGUUGGGGUCGCUAUGCACCCGGAGUACAUGCCAUAAGUAACACAUUGCGUUACGUAAGGCUUAGAAUCAUAGAUGUCGAAACAUGCUCUCGAAGCUUUCCGUUUACAUACCAAUCGACAAAUAUCUGCACAAGUGGCAUGAAUGGGAAGAGCACUUGCCAUGGGGAUUCUGGGGGUCCGUUGGUUGUGCGAAAAAAAUCCUCCAAGAAGAGAAUUUUGAUUGGAUUAACUUCGUUUGGAAGUGUUUUUGGAUGUGAUAAGGGAUAUCCUGCAGCUUAUACGAAGAUUGUGUCAUAUUUGGAUUGGAUAUUGGAUGAAACGGGCAUUGAAAUUGAAUACAAGUCAUCGGACGAUGAAACAAAUAUUGGUGGAAGUGGGGAGUUGGUGGAUUCAACACAGGGCCUUGGCUACCGUUAUGAGUAG
Molecule: messenger RNA, 1962 nt
Organism: Eupeodes corollae
Lineage: Eukaryota; Metazoa; Arthropoda; Insecta; Diptera; Syrphidae
Exons: 7
Coding region: 46-1962 (638 amino acids)
Biological process (GO): proteolysis
Molecular function (GO): serine-type endopeptidase activity
Source: RefSeq, a predicted model, not a curated record